Molecule: messenger RNA, 4920 nt
Organism: Nycticebus coucang (slow loris)
Lineage: Eukaryota; Metazoa; Chordata; Mammalia; Primates; Lorisidae
Gene: EPHA4
Product: EPH receptor A4
Exons: 18
Coding region: 617-3577 (986 amino acids)
Biological process (GO): protein phosphorylation; axon guidance; cell surface receptor protein tyrosine kinase signaling pathway
Cellular component (GO): neuron projection; plasma membrane
Molecular function (GO): protein binding; transmembrane-ephrin receptor activity; ATP binding
Source: RefSeq, a predicted model, not a curated record
GCCGUAAAGACACAGCGGGGCAGGUAACAAGGUUGGCGGCGGCGGUGGCGGUGGCGGUGGGUGGGGAGCCCCCGCCUGGUCGCGCAGGACGCAAACACAUGGACCCUCAGAAAGGAGCCACAGCAGAGGUGCAUCUCAACUUUACACUUAUUUUAUUUCAAUAAAAGGGCCUUUCCCCCUACCUCAAACCGCCCGUGUGUUCUGGGGCGGAAGGCCUCCAACCUUUUCUCCCGCGACCCCCAGUCAAUUCAGAGUCUUUCUGAAGCUCCCUUUGCUGUCUACAGGCUCGACCCCCGAGGUGACGUGGAAGACCCAGCCGUCUCUCUCGGGGGGGCUGAGACGUGGGACUGACCGAGCUCACCCCCUUCAAACCCCGGGAGACCGCGCGCCCCGCUGAGCCCGGAGGGGGCGGGACUUCGGGGCGGUUUCUGCGCGAAGGAGGCGGAGUCGCGGCCGCCCGUCUGCGCUGUCAUUGGCCGCGGGCCCCAGACUGGCGGGCUCACGUCACGGACCGGGCCCACCCCCUUGGCAAUGUCUUCAGCUUGCUGCACUCCUAACUUAAGCAUUUAUUCCACUGGGAUAGAAGCGGCAGGAGCAGCGUUGGCACCAGCGAACCAUGGCUGGAAUUUUCUAUUUCGUUCUCUUUUCGUUUUUCUUUGGGAUUUGCGACGCUGUCACCGGUUCCAGAGUGUACCCCGCGAAUGAAGUUACUUUAUUGGAUUCCAGAUCUGUUCAGGGAGAACUUGGGUGGAUAGCAAGCCCUCUGGAAGGAGGGUGGGAGGAAGUGAGUAUUAUGGAUGAAAAAAAUACACCAAUCCGAACCUACCAAGUGUGCAACGUCAUGGAGCCCAGCCAGAAUAACUGGCUGCGAACUGACUGGAUCACCAGAGAAGGAGCUCAGAGGGUGUACAUAGAGAUCAAGUUCACCCUGAGAGACUGCAACAGUCUCCCGGGGGUCAUGGGCACCUGCAAGGAGACCUUUAACCUGUACUACUAUGAAUCUGACAACGAUAAAGAGCGUUUCAUCCGGGAGAGCCAGUUUGCCAAAAUCGACACCAUCGCGGCUGACGAGAGCUUCACCCAAGUGGACAUUGGUGACAGAAUCAUGAAGCUGAACACCGAGGUCCGGGAUGUGGGGCCGUUGAGCAAGAAAGGGUUUUACCUGGCUUUUCAGGAUGUGGGGGCCUGCAUCGCCCUGGUGUCGGUCCGCGUGUUCUAUAAAAAGUGUCCGCUUACAGUUCGCAAUCUGGCCCAGUUUCCAGACACCAUCACAGGGGCUGAUACAUCUUCCCUGGUGGAAGUUCGAGGCUCUUGUGUCAACAACUCAGAAGAGAAGGAUGUGCCAAAAAUGUACUGUGGGGCAGAUGGUGAGUGGCUGGUACCCAUUGGCAACUGCCUGUGCAAUGCUGGGCACGAGGAGCGGAGUGGAGAAUGCCAAGCUUGCAAAAUUGGAUAUUACAAGGCUCUCUCCACAGAUGCCACCUGUGCCAAGUGCCCACCCCACAGCUACUCUGUCUGGGAAGGAGCCACCUCGUGCACCUGUGACCGAGGCUUUUUCAGGGCUGACAAUGAUGCGGCCUCCAUGCCCUGCACCCGCCCGCCAUCUGCUCCCCUCAACUUGAUUUCAAAUGUCAACGAGACAUCCGUGAACUUGGAAUGGAGCAGUCCUCAGAACACAGGAGGUCGUCAGGACAUCUCCUACAACGUGGUGUGCAAGAAAUGUGGAGCUGGUGACCCCAGCAAGUGUAGACCCUGUGGGAGUGGGGUCCACUACACCCCGCAGCAGAAUGGCCUGAAGACCACCAGAGUCUCCAUCACUGACCUUCUGGCUCACACCAAUUACACGUUUGAAAUCUGGGCAGUGAAUGGAGUGUCCAAGUAUAACCCUAGCCCGGACCAAUCAGUUUCCGUCACUGUGACAACAAACCAAGCAGCACCAUCAUCCAUUGCUUUGGUCCAGGCUAAAGAGGUGACAAGAUAUAGUGUGGCCCUGGCUUGGUUGGAACCAGAUCGGCCCAAUGGGGUAAUCUUGGAGUAUGAAGUGAAGUAUUAUGAGAAGGAUCAGAAUGAGCGAAGCUAUCGCAUAGUUCGGACAGCUGCCAGGAACACGGAUAUCAAAGGCCUGAACCCUCUGACUUCCUACGUUUUCCAUGUGCGAGCCCGGACAGCAGCUGGCUAUGGGGACUUCAGCGAGCCCUUGGAGGUCACAACUAACACAGUGCCUUCCCGGAUCAUCGGAGAUGGGGCCAACUCCACAGUCCUUCUGGUUUCUGUCUCAGGCAGCGUGGUGCUGGUGGUCAUUCUCAUAGCAGCGUUUGUCAUCAGCCGGAGACGGAGUAAAUACAGUAAAGCAAAACAGGAAGCAGAUGAAGAGAAACAUUUGAAUCAAGGUGUUAGAACUUAUGUGGACCCUUUUACAUAUGAAGAUCCCAACCAAGCAGUCCGAGAAUUUGCCAAAGAAAUUGAUGCAUCCUGCAUUAAGAUUGAAAAAGUUAUAGGAGUUGGUGAAUUUGGUGAAGUGUGCAGUGGGCGUCUCAAAGUGCCUGGCAAGAGAGAGAUUUGUGUGGCCAUCAAGACUCUGAAAGCUGGUUACACAGACAAACAGCGCAGGGACUUCCUGAGUGAAGCCAGCAUCAUGGGACAGUUUGAUCACCCAAACAUCAUUCACUUGGAAGGUGUCGUCACAAAAUGUAAACCAGUAAUGAUCAUAACAGAGUACAUGGAGAAUGGCUCCUUGGAUGCAUUCCUAAGGAAGAAUGAUGGCAGGUUUACAGUCAUUCAGCUGGUGGGCAUGCUUCGUGGCAUUGGGUCCGGAAUGAAGUAUUUAUCGGAUAUGAGCUAUGUGCAUCGUGAUCUGGCCGCAAGGAACAUCCUGGUAAAUAGCAACUUGGUCUGCAAAGUGUCUGAUUUUGGCAUGUCCCGCGUGCUUGAGGAUGAUCCAGAAGCAGCUUAUACGACCAGGGGUGGCAAGAUUCCUAUCCGGUGGACCGCGCCAGAAGCAAUUGCCUAUCGUAAAUUCACAUCAGCAAGUGAUGUAUGGAGCUAUGGAAUCGUUAUGUGGGAAGUGAUGUCGUAUGGAGAAAGACCCUAUUGGGAUAUGUCCAAUCAAGACGUGAUUAAAGCCAUCGAGGAAGGCUAUCGGCUACCCCCGCCAAUGGACUGCCCCAUUGCACUCCACCAGCUGAUGCUGGACUGCUGGCAGAAGGAGAGGAGUGACAGGCCCAAAUUCGGGCAGAUUGUCAACAUGUUGGACAAACUCAUCCGCAACCCCAACAGCUUGAAGAGGACAGGGACGGAGAGUUCCAGACCUAACACGGCCCUGCUGGAUCCAAGCUCUCCUGAAUUCUCUGCAGUGGUCUCAGUGGGUGACUGGCUCCAGGCCAUUAAAAUGGAUCGAUAUAAGGAUAACUUCACAGCUGCUGGUUAUACCACACUAGAGGCUGUGGUGCACGUGAACCAGGAUGACCUGGCGAGGAUCGGCAUCACAGCCAUUACGCACCAGAAUAAGAUUUUGAGCAGCAUCCAGGCAAUGCGGACCCAAAUGCAGCAGCUGCACGGCAGAAUGGUUCCUGUCUGAGCCAGUACUGAAUAAACUCAAAACUCUUGAAAUUAGUUUACCUCAUCCAUGCACUUUAAUUGAAGAACUGCACUUUUUUUACUUCGUCUUCGCCCUCUGAAAUUAAAGGAAAAAAAUCUGCAGCAUUGCUAGGUGUACAGAUUGCUGAAACUGUGGGGUUUAUAGACAUGACAGCCGGUCAUUUGGAUUUAGACUUGGAAGGAAUUGUUUCUCAGAAGUACUCUGUCCGCCACCCAUCUGUAAAAUACAUGUACCUAUAGAAAUAGAACACUGCCUCCGAGUUUUGAUGCUGUAUUUGCUGUCAGACACUGAGCUUCUCUGAGACAUCGCUCAUCCUCUUUCUAUUUGGAAUUACAACAGUAGCAUUUUUGCUUGUGGUAUAAAUUACAGUCAUUUCUCUUUCACUGGAAUGAAGACCAUGCCCAGAACAGUUUUGAAGGAUUCAGCUGUGGCUUUUAGGGCUUGGUUCAUACCGUGGAAAAAAAUACUGGUGAAAAACACACGGCCCAUCGGUGUUGCCACUUCUGUGGUGAGGCCACCAGGUGGAUUACUACGACAUGGGGGUCUGCAAAGAAAAAGAAAGUGGAUUAAUUAAAAAGUGGAUUAAAAAAUUCAAAACUCCAAGCCCCAUAACUCCUAACUGUACAAAUGAGGUCUGUUUUUCGGGGCUUGAGGUGUGCCAUAUAAAGUCUUAUUUGGGGGACUCUACAAAUUUAUCAUAACUACCUUCUGGAUAGUGGGCUGAGACAAUCUUGACUAGGGAACUUUCACACUUUCCUUCUUUUAAAGAAGCAGCCCCAAGUAUGUAAGGGAGUAGAUUCUGCUAUCUUGGCCUCACAGCCCUUCCUGUUGAUUACAAAGCCCAUGGAAGAAAACAGAACACGCCCUCCUCAGUUCCAUCUAAAUGUGUUUCUUCUGCUUCCAACAUCCCAGUUCUGGGGCAAAGACACUGAUGAAGCAACACCCGUACCUGGAGAGAACAAACGUGUGAUUUCAGGUCUCCUUUCCCAGUGAAAGAAACAGCAAAUGUUUAAGCUGCAGCAUCUGUUUUCCGGUUGCACUGAGGAAUGGACUGUCUCUCAGCACCAGCUCUGCAGAGCCCUUGCUCCCAAACUCUUUGCAGUUUUAUUUAUAUGUAUUUCCAUAUUUUAUUCCUGUAUGUCACUGCUGCAUUGGUGUGGCAGCAUGUGACCAAAGGCUACAGGUUUCACUAUGGACACCAGGCCAGGUGCCGCCAUGCAAACCAGCUCCUGAGAGCUGCCUAUGAUAUGCAUUGCUGAAGUAACAUUUUACCCAGGGUGUGCCAUUGCAGUGAUAUAAAUAUAUUUUUUUCCUAGACUAAA